UGGACGCUUAUUAUAGCACUAUUUUUAUUUUGUUUUGUCGUUUUGCCCAUUUCAUUGUUGCAUGUUUGCGUUUUUGUGCAGUUGUAAAGUGGUGCAUUUAAGGAACAUGCCGGUUUCACGUGGAGACUCGAGUGUUGCUCAACCCAUGCGGGGUUUUAAAUGACCCCCCAAGAGCCGCUUCAUCUUUUGUAUAUUUAAAGACUUUGAGUUUUGUGUCGACUCCGCAUGCAGACCAAGUGUUACAUGCAUCACUGUUAGAAAUGUAAUUAGACUCCUGAUAAUCAUGUUUUAAUAUAAUCUGAGUCUGGUGCAUGCAGUCAAUGCGACCUUACAGCAGACGGCGAUGCGUUCAAACGCCCAUUUGGAAAUCUGCGUUUUUACUUUUAUUAACGUCUUAUUGGGGUAUUUUUCAGUCAAAGAUGUGCAUUCAUGCCCAGUUAGACAGUGGUUUGGUGUUAUGUUGAGGGGGUGAAAUGUCAUCAAUUAAUUAGUUAUUUUUCCUGCGUUGUCACGGCGCAGACUGGUCUGUGUUUAAGUUGUGGCUCAGGUUUCCCAGGCUGUGGCGUUAGAGAAAGGCAGCCUUUAAAACUCUCACUCUGUCUGCAACACACACACACACACACACUGCUGCUUUGUUCUCCACACACAGCCUGCUAUACAUGCACAUACCAUAACAGCCCACCGUGUAGGUCUGCUUCAGUCCAGUCCAGCUUCUCUCAUUCUUUGAUUUAGUAUUGGAAAUUGUUUGCGAAUGAUUUGUAAUAUUCCCUCUGGCUGUUUUCAUGCAACCAUCCAGCAGAUGGUGAGCAGAUAGGAAAAUUAUCCUGAAAGGAGUUGUGAAAGUGUUUGGAUUUUCUGUAGUGAAGCUGAAGUGUUUAUGUAACAGCAGCAGAUUUUAAGUGUUGAUUAACAAAACAAAAAAACAAAAACAAAAAAACACACAAAAGACACCCGUCUUCCUUUACGAGCCAUUGUUUUCCAUAUCAGCAGGCAGCCAGCCUGUUAGUGGACUUUUCUUUCUGAAACUUCUGAGAAAAAAUGCAAAUAGUGGGAAAGAGGUUUUGAGUUUCUGCUCCUGUCUGCCCCAGCUGUUCAUAUGAUGUCAUGGGGAGGGGGUGUUAAUCUUCGGGGUGAUUUAGGGCCUCCCCAGGAGCCGUGGGGCGGGGCCACAGUGAUGUAAACAUAGAUAAAAGGUGGCACACUGCAGAUCGGAGUCUCAGUGUGGAGGAACUGGUUUAAACUUUCACUACAACACGUGUUGCUGCUGUUGGGAUUUGCCCCGCUAACCGGCGCUGCUUUGAACACACUACUGGAUCAGUUUCUCUGGAUUUCAGCCUCAUAGGCUCCACUACCUCUCUCUCAUACAUAUUUUUCUGCCUUAUUUUUUUUUUGUUAUCAGAUUCUGCAAACAUGUUGCAAAGCUUCGCUCAGUCGCAGGACUGGUUUUACUCGGAGCCGCUGCUCUUUGACGAAGAGUUCUGCCAAAGUUUGAUGAAGGACCUCCAGUCGCUGCCGACACCCCCACAGUCCCCCCCCAUGAAGGCCGACUUGGGUUGCAGUAAGCCCCUGUCCAAGGAGGACCAGCUGAGCUACGUGUCGGACAUUCUCCUGGAGGACCACGACAUGCAGCUCAACUGGAACUGCGACUUCUUCCACACGGACGCUGCAGAGAAGGACGAGGAGCCCCCCCAGCCCUGCUCCCCUCUGGAGGAGGCUGCUGAGGACUGCCUGUGGCAGUGCCUGGCAGCAGACAAGAGUCUGGAGGAGAAGCUGGUCUCCUCGAUGCUCGGCUCCAGCCCGCUGCUGUCUGACAUCGACACCAGCAUCUUUGAGGAGAUCGCCGGCUCCACGCUCGACUGCCAGAACCUGAUGGACAGUCAGGAGACAAGCGAGGCAACGUCAGACUACGGCUCAACUGCUUGCGAACUGUCCACCUGUUCAUCCAGCGACUCUGAGGAGGAAAUUGAUGUCGUGACGGUGGUGCGCUGUUCCACCAGCUCCUCCCCCCUGCCCUCAUUGGCCGACCUGUCUGUCCGUCAGCAGAAGCAGGAAGAGGAGCAGCGAGCUCUCCAGCGCCACCACUUUGAGAUCCACCUGCAGCACAACUACGCUGCACCCCGCCCGGCGUCGCCACCACCCACAACCACAUCCAACAAGCGUUCAAGAGGGAGCGACGGCUCGUCGCGCUUUCACAGUUCCUCUCGCAGUUCCUCAUCCUCCUCCUCGUCCUCCUCGUCACGGUACCACCACCACCACCACCACCACCACUCCCACUCCUCCCGGAACUCAACAGAGACCGAGGAUGAGGAGGAGCGGCGGCGGACUCACAACGUGAUGGAGCGGCAGCGGCGCAACGAGCUGAAAAACUGCUUCAUGCGCCUCCGCGACAACGUGCCCGAGCUGUCCCACAACGACAAGGCGUCCAAGGUGGUGAUCCUGAAGAAGGCCAGAGACUGCAUUUACGGCCUGGAGAAUGAGGGUCACAGACUGCAAGCCAAGCGAGACAAACUCAAAGCCAAACAGGAAGAGCUGAAAGCCAAGCUAGAGCGGCUCCGCAGCUAAUGGACCAGAGGCGGACAUGGGGCGCAUACUUAGGUGUUUAGAGACAUUGUGGAAGGGUUGAGGGUGGACAAGGGAAAAGACUUUGUACAAAGACUGGGGCCUGGCUAGAGACAAAGGAUGGCGCAUCAUGCUGUAAAGCGCACACAAAGUUUGACAUUUCAAAGACUUUAUUGUGACAGUAGGUCUGGACUGUGUACACUCACACACGCUGUUUCCACGGACAAAGAACACAGCACACUCAUUGCCUCAGAUCAUUCUCAUGCCAUGACUGCUGACUGUUGUAGAGCGUAGGAUAUUUUUAAAAGUUGAAAGAAAGACUGAGUUAGCUUUUUUUUUUUUUCUCUCUUCCUGAAUGCACACUGAAAAAACCAUAUCCUUUGUUAUUGUUUAUUUCUAUAUUUCAAUACAUCUGUAAGUCUUUUCUUUGGGGAUGCUAAAUGGCACCAGUGAUGAUGUCACAGAGUCCCCGUUGGACCAAAUAACUGGAAGCCACAGCAGCUAGGUGUUCAGUAGCUGAAUGAAACUUGAAUAUUGUGAUUUCAGGACGUCUUAUAGCCAUAUAAACCAGUGAUCCCUCCACUCUGUGUUUGAUGGUGGCUUCCAGUUAUUUGGACGACCGGGCCUUUAAAGUCUGACACUAUUCUCAGCGGUUGAUGGGGACGAAGCUUCUUCAGUGUGCGUUCAGCUCUGUCUGGCCUCGCGUGGUCCCUCGGGCCCAACGCCACCCUGUUACCAGGUGACGUGACGGCGACAAUACUGUAGUGACCAGGUUUGAUACUGUACACACAACAAUGCUCGGCCUCAGCUCAGUUCACCAACAGUUCACUCGCCGCGUAUGAGUGGGAGUGUGUGUUUUCUUGAGUCGUCAUUACGCUCCAAGGUAGCCAUAUUAAACAGCAUUCAGGAUUUGAGAACUUGAUUGGGAACUGAGCUGUGGGCCCGGCUGCUGUAGCAAAUCUGCCAAAGUUGGGACAGAAUAAGACCUCUUCAGCAUAUGAUUCUUGUAUGUCAGCCACAGACUAAAGGAUCUGGUUGGAUGUAGCAACAGCAGCUCUGAGUUACCGGUGGAGCCGCUCUGCUACAUCUCUGUUAAGAAAAUGAAUUAAUCAUUGCAAUUAAUUGGUCAGGGGCCCUUAUUUAUCUAUUCGUCUGUGAUGACAAUAGCAGGGGCCACUGACUUUGACCAACAUUCCCUUGUUUUGAAAGAUGGACAGCUUUCAGUGACAUCGUUCAUCAUUAUGGCCAGUUAAAAUAGUCAAAAUGGUUUCUGAAAAGAGCAGUAACACCAAGUUGUAUAUUAAGAGUGUAGAAAUAAGGGUAAAGGCUGUACAUGUUCACCAGGAGCCCGGAUUCAUUAAAUAUCAGGCGUCUGGAGAACUUGUACUUGUAAGUGUUCAUUCAUUAAUAUGCCGUUUUUAAUGAAAUGUGCAAAUGGAAAACAUUGGCGCCUGUGUUUAAAUGUCUUAAAAUGAAUCCUGUUUUAUAUUCAGUUCUUCCUCCUCGAGUCAGAAAGGACUUGAGCCGAUCCUGGUUUUCAGGAAUGACAAUAGAGGUUUUUGUAUAGAAUAACAAACCUGUUUUGCCUUGAAAUGCAUUUUGUUCAGGACUCUGACGUCUGUGUUGCUAUGCUAGGCAAAAAAUGUCUUCUUCCAAAUAUGGCUAGUUUUCAGGGAACUCUUUGUUUCAUUUUCAUCAAGAUUCACAGUCGCAAAAAAACUGCCUUCUAAAGAUUCAGUGAGGUUCUAAGAAGACAGCAGGGACGAUUUUUUUUUUUUUUUUUUUUUAAAUGUUUGUUUUUUAACUUCCUACCUCCAGUUGGCUGCAGUCGGGCCGAUAAUCUUUCUUUUCUGUGUUCAACAUUGUACAGAUUUCUUUUGAAUAUAAUUUUGUUAUUGUAUAAAUUAUUCUCAUUCUUUGUUCAUUUUGUUAAAUUUAAACAAAGCACUUUUUUAUGUAAUUAAAAGUGAAAAUUAGA
This is a messenger RNA of Mugil cephalus (flathead mullet), 4537 nucleotides long. RefSeq names its product myelocytomatosis oncogene homolog (gene mych). Gene Ontology annotation, biological process: positive regulation of cell population proliferation; regulation of transcription by RNA polymerase II. Gene Ontology annotation, molecular function: RNA polymerase II cis-regulatory region sequence-specific DNA binding; protein dimerization activity; DNA-binding transcription factor activity, RNA polymerase II-specific. NCBI's taxonomy places the organism in Eukaryota, Metazoa, Chordata, Actinopteri, Mugiliformes, Mugilidae. The transcript is spliced from 2 exons. The record is from RefSeq and is a predicted model, not a curated record. Bases 1411 to 2562 code for a protein of 383 amino acids.